Molecule: messenger RNA, 906 nt
Organism: Delphinapterus leucas (beluga whale)
Lineage: Eukaryota; Metazoa; Chordata; Mammalia; Artiodactyla; Monodontidae
Gene: LRRC30
Product: leucine rich repeat containing 30
Molecular function (GO): protein binding
Source: RefSeq, a predicted model, not a curated record
AUGGGGGCCAGGCAGUCUGGUGCCCGCUGCAAGGACAAGGGCCUCCCGGGGCGGGGGGUCCUGCGGGGGAGGCAGAAGUUCUCCCCGUGGGACGAUGCUCUGCUCUCGGGGAGGGACCCGCGGUGUCUGCUGAAGCGGGGCCUGCGGCACGUCAGUUUCAGCCUGGUCACCAAGGGCAUGACAGAUGCUCCUGACUUCCUGUGGAGCCUGUCAGAAGUGCAGAAGCUCAACCUGUCCCACAACCAGCUCCGGGCCCUCCCGCCCGAGGUGGGGAAGCUGACACGGCUGGUGGUCUUGAACUUGUGCGGGAACCGCCUGAAGACCCUGCCCCGGGAGGUCAGCCUCCUCCAGAGCCUCAAGGUCCUGUUUGUGCACAUGAACUGCCUGACGGAGCUGCCGGCAGAGCUGAGCGCCUGCCGGAACCUGGAGGUCCUGAGCCUGUCGCACAACUUCCUGUCCCAGCUCCCCGCCAGCCUCGCGGACCUCUCCCGGCUGCGCAAGCUGAACCUCAGCCACAACCGCUUUGCACACAUCCCUGUCUGCGUGUUCUCGCUCAGGGAGCUGGACUUCCUGCACGUGGGCUCCAACCGCCUGGAGAACAUUGCCGAGAGCAUCCAGUGCCUGGCCAGCCUGCAGAUCUUCAUUGCCGAGAGUAACAAUAUCCACACCUUCCCCCGCUCCCUCUGCCUGCUCACGAGCCUGGAGCUGCUGAACUUGAACAACAAUGACAUCCAGACCCUCCCCGAGGAGCUCUACCUGCUGUGCAGACUGGCCAGGAUCGCUUGGAACCCCAUGGACAAAGGGCUUCACAUUUCCCACAACCCUUUAUCCAAACCUCUGCCCGAGCUGCUGGAGGGGGGUCUGGAGAUGCUCUUUAGUUACCUGAAGGACAAAAAACAUACCUGA